AUGAAUUUUCUAUCCAAGACCAUAGGCAGCUUUGCAGGCUCCUCAAUACCUUAUACGUUCAAGGAAAAGCUAAUCGACCCCACCAAUCCCAUCUCGGGUGUGUCGCAAGUAGACCGCAAUUCGAUAUGGACAGUAUACGACGGAACCAACCCCAAGGACUCUUUGCAAGUGACAAUCUUUGAAUUCAGCUUGAAAGAAGCUAGGAAUAAGCGCUUUGAGCUCUUGGCGAGAAAUGCGUUCAGGAAGUUGAAAAUGAUAAAGUUCCCCGGGAUCAUCUCCAUCAUUGAUUUCAUCGAGAAUGAUGUCUCCUUGUAUAUAAUCACCGAGCCCGUGGUUCCGUUGGCGUUGUUUCUCCAGACUCACAGCUUGCAUCAGGAGGCAAUUGUUGCGGGGAUCAAUGACCUCAGCCGGACUUUGACGUUUUUGAACGAAGACUGCAAUUCCUUGUAUGGUGGAUUCGACUAUUUCCGCUCGGUGUUUGUCAAUUGUCAAGGCGAUUGGAAAUUGAUGGGGUUUGAACUAGUCACUAAUUUGCAAUCUGACCCGGACCAACCUAUAUAUAGAUUGAGUCGAAGCAUGCCCGAGCCGCCGGAUGUGGACCCGGAGUCCAUACGACGCGAUCCUAAGAAAUACGACUCGUACAAGUUGGGUCAAUUCAUCUAUGCUGUGUUUAACGGGGGCUCCGUGGAUACAAAUUUCAAACUCCCCGUAAAGUUAGUUGGACCGUCGAAGCGGCUAAUGGCCAAGCGGAUCAAUAUCUCCCAGUUUGGAAAGGAAGUGGAGCCGUAUUUUCAAGCAAAUACAAUUGUCAAGUUUGCCCUGCAGUUGAGCGAGUUGAAGUUCAUGAAGAGCGAUGCUAAGCUCGAUUUUUUCAAAACCCAAUUGCCGCAGUAUACUCAAGAUGAUAUAUACCCACCUGGGUUUUUGGACCACAAGUUGCUACCGGAAUUGGUGAGCCAGUACCAACAGGUGAGCAAGUCGAGUGCAUCUACCGAAUUGGAGUCUGUAGCUAAACAGGAGACCUUGGCUACGCUUUUGGACCUUAUUUUGAAGUUUGGCACCAAAUUAUCCAGCGAGGAAGAGUUUAGAAGAGUCGUCAAGCCAAUCAUUUUCAGUGCUUUUGCUGCCAAUGACAGAGCUAUGCGUUUGGUGCUCUUGACGCAUUUGCCCAAUUACCAAAAUUUCUUAACCGAUUCAGACAUUCAAGGCAAGAUUUUUACGCCGUUGCUAGGGGGAUUCCAAGAUACAAACUUUAUGAUUCGAGAAACAACGCUCAAGUCGAUCACCAUUGUGAUUGACAAGAUUUCCGUCAAGCAAGUGAACCAGGAACUAUUGCGAGUAUUGGCUAAAUCGCAAAUGGACCCCAAACCCUCCAUUCGGGUAAAUACCAUCAUUUUGAUCAUUAAGAUUUCGUCCAAGAUCUACGCAAACUCCAAAAAUAACGUCUUGAUCACCGCGUUGGCGAAAUCGUUACGCGACUCGUUUGUCCCGUGCAAGAUGACCGCUUUGCAUGGGUUUGAGACUCUCAUUGACGAGUUUUCGCUCGAGGAAAUAUGUUCAAAGGUCUUGGGCCACUUGGCCAUCUCGUUGAUGGACAGGAAAUCGUCAAAAGUGAGAGCCAAUGCCAAGCGUGUGUUUGAUUUGUACUUGAGCUCAGUGGAGACUCAUGCUAAGGAAUUGCCUGUUGCCGAUGGCGAUGAGGAUGAAGACGAGGAGGAGCGUGAAUUCUUCAAGAGACACGCUCCUCAACAAGCCGAGGCCAAAGUCGACACUCCAACGGCGGGCAACAACAACAACAACAACAACAACAACAUUGGUGGGUUUGGUUGGGGAAUGGUGAGCAAGUUGACUUCGCUAGGUGGUGCUGUUGGUGGUGGUGCUGCUGCUGGACAGCUCAAUAGCGAUUUCAAUCGAUCAACACCGGAUCUCACCAGAGUCGGCACACCGACUCAAGAAGAGCUUCCGAUUACUACGUCGGCUGACACUACCAUGGCGUCAAACUGGAACGAGUUUAAUGAUGCGUGGGAUACGGGAGCCGGCGACGAAGUGGAAGUUGAACUCGCUCAGUUGCCUAAACCGAUAGUUGAAAAUACCAAGAAAAUCAAUUUGGGCCGCUCCACUGAUACAUCGACUGGUCGAACUGCUGUAGCACCACCACUACGAAAGCCGUUGAAAACGACUUCCUUGAGGUUGGGACAAGCUGCAAAGACAGAGAAACCGAAGCUGAAUUUGAAGUUGAAUUUGAACUUGAAAGUAGAGGAGGACGAUGAUGAAGAAGACGGGUGGGGGGACGGGUGGUCCUGA
Molecule: messenger RNA, 2304 nt
Organism: Lodderomyces beijingensis
Lineage: Eukaryota; Fungi; Ascomycota; Pichiomycetes; Serinales; Debaryomycetaceae
Source: the annotation of a GenBank genome assembly